AUCGUCUUCGGCAAUCUCGUUUCCAGGCAUUAUUUCUCGCGGGUUUUCGCCAAUUGCCUUAACGUUACCACGUGUGUUUCUGUCUUUGCAAAUAUUUCUGCGUAUAUGCAAAUAAAAAUACAAAUAUCGUUAUGGCAGAAGAUUUUGCGCCAGGUUCGUCGCCUCAAAUCACACACGAAAACAAAAAUUCACAAAGAGCGAUUGAGUUACUAAACGAGGCGACGAUGUUGCUCGUUUCUUCUAACACUGACAGCCCAACAAGCACGUCUACCGCGGCCACACCGUCAACUAUGCCGUCAACAACGUCGCCUUCCACUACGUUGCCGUCAAGUACGCCACCAUCAACUACGCCACCGUCAACGCUACAACAUCUACGUACUAUAUUUUCACCGUAUGCCCGAACAAGAAUAUCCCCGGCUUCGGCUUACCAACGCGCUCAACGCCCGAAAACGAUCAGCUAUAAACCGUAUUACGCGGUCAAAGAAACUUGGACUCAUGAAUUUUUUUGUCUUAGUGAAAAAAAUCAGACCAAUGUUCCUUCCAGAUCUGAAAAAAUACAGUUGCAAAAUUGUGGUCUCGGUCGCAAGAAAUUAUGCCUCCCGUCAAAAGCAGACCACUCAAAGCUGGAAGAAAAGCUACUGGAAGUUUAUCCAAAGUUGUCAGAAGCAGGUGGCUUUCAAAUUCUCCGCACGGGAUCAAGAGGUCACAGUAGCUCCCUUACUGUAAUUCAACCUCCGCCAACGGGGUAUUCGGUUCCCUUUUUGAGGGAUUCUUCUGGACUUGGUCAAGCACUUGCUUAUAUAAGGCCAUUGCAGAGAAAUCUAAGCAAAAUUUUCAAUCAAGCGGAAGAGAUUAAUCUUGAUGGGGAUGAUGUUUUAAAAAUUGAAUGUGUAGACUGUAAGGCAAAGGUUCCUGUCCUAAAAUGGGCCCAGCACAGCCAAGAGUGCCCUGGUGGACCAUCCAGUACUGUUGACUUUAGCACAUCACCAAUGCAGCCUCAAGUAUUUGCUAAGACAUCUUCAGAUUCUGGCAGCAAUGUUCUUCAAGUAACAGAUGAACCUGGGACAAGCAAGGCCAUCACUGAAGUUAAGAAAUUAGAGGAUCUUUUCCCAAAUAUUCGGAAAGAACUGAUUACAAAACUUUACAAUGCAUCAAAUGGUGAUCUAAGUUUAGCAGCAUCACAGCUGGCUGAUUUAAAAGAUGUAGAAGAAGUUUUGGGGAGUGAUGAAGAUGAUGAAAUUUUUAUUACAGACAACUUAAAUGAAGGAGAUUCCUUAGAGUCUUAUUUGUCAAGAGUUGUCAAGGAAAGGCGACAUCAAUUAAUCUCAGUUAACCGCAAAUCAACAACAUUCCUAGCUGAUCAAGUCAAAUUGCAUAAAAGGGGACUGGAAAUAUGUCACAAGCCAGAUGUUGAAUUCAUUGGUGAAGAAGGAAUGGAUGCGUCUGGUCCUACAAAGGAAUAUUUUCAUCUAACAAUGCAAACAUUGAUGUCUGGUGACUUGCGAAUCUCUAUGUUCGAGGGGAAACCUGACCAUCUCUUACCUUUGCACUCCACUGAAGCUGUUGAGUCUAAUCUAUUCUUUUAUGCAGGAAGAAUGAUAGCCCAUUCAUUUUUACAUCAAGGAUUCCCAUUCGUAGGAAUGGCUAUGCCAGUUGUUACCUAUAUCAUAACAGGCUCAAUUGAGGAAGGAAUUCCCCAAAUUACAUUUGAUGAUCUACCUGAUUUGAUCAUCAAAGAUACCCUUCACAGGGUGAUGACUGCGGAUAAAGAAGAGUUGGAAAUGUUGACCAUGUCUGAUGAAGUUAUGAACCUUCUUCUUACAAGCGGGUUUGUCAACAAGUUGCUUACCCUUGAAAAUAGACAAAAGGCUGUUCAAGAUAUUUUGAUAUUUUACGUUUUGAAAAUGCGGAUUGCAGAGUUGAAUGAUAUUCGAAGGGGUAUGAAUUCUGUGGGGUUGGCAACAUUCCUGAAAGAAAACCCGAUCCACAUUAGUAAAGCGUUUUCCUAUCAGAAGGAAAUCAAUGUUGUUCCUGAUGACUUGCUUAAGAAAAUAAAAUUGAAGUCAGACCUGAAGGAGCUCAGUGAAGAGGAAAAUAAAUCACUGUGUUGGUUUAAAAGAUACAUUAAUGAAGUUCUUAAAGAUUCACAAACAGAUUCCCCUCACCAAGCGACCUUGGAGAAGCUGGUGCAGUUUAUCUAUGGUGACCCACUACCACCAACAAAAUCAUUAACUGUUAAAUUUGGCAAAAAGGAAGUAAAGUUGCCAGAUGUUGAUUCCUGUACUGCAAUCAUCACACUCCCAACCGCUCACAACAAUUAUGAAGAUUAUAAGAAAGCAUUCGAUUCAACACUUUCCUACAAGCUGGAUAUGGAAGAAUAUAGAGAUAUGUGA
Messenger RNA from Dendronephthya gigantea, 2393 nucleotides. RefSeq lists its product as uncharacterized. The record is from RefSeq and is a predicted model, not a curated record. The transcript has 8 exons. The coding region runs from base 132 to 2393 and encodes 753 amino acids. Gene Ontology annotation, molecular function: ubiquitin-protein transferase activity. NCBI's taxonomy places the organism in Eukaryota, Metazoa, Cnidaria, Anthozoa, Malacalcyonacea, Nephtheidae.